UUGGAGUGCUGUUCGACCGCACGAAUGGCGUCCAAUACUACUCGAGUGGGUCCACGGAUCUGGUGGCCGACUGUUGCCCAUUGGCCGCGCAGAUCACAGUGGGUAUGGAUGUGAUCGCCAAAUGCCUGAACGGCUUCAUGGAGGGAACGGUGGCCGACAUAUCGGUCGACAACAGUAACGGCAAUAACAGCGCCCAGAAGACGGUCUAUCAGAUCCGGUUCGGCGCCGACAACGCCUGCGAAUGGCUCUCCAGACCUCAUCUCCGGCUUCGAGUGCAGCCGUGGAGUGAGGAGACGGGCGACGAGUGCUCGGAGUCGCCCGUCACGGGCGGCGCCCACCCGAUGACCAACAGCUACGACAGCAAACUAGUGGGCCCUCAGCCCCACCCAAACCCCCCGCAGCCCAUGAACUCGCCGAACGUGAUCAGCGUUAUAACGAUGGCAUCGCUCGCACAACAGCCACCCAUUCCUCCGGCGCUGUCGUCCACCCACUCGUCAUCGCAUCCGCCACUCAAUAGCCCGCUCUCUCCCCACCACCAGAGGGCGCAAGUGAUGGCGCAGUACUCUCUCGGCUCGAACACGACGACCACCGACGACGACGACCCGGAGUACUGUUCGGACGACGCGGACGUCGACGACGAAGAGAUCUGUCAGUUCUCCAACUCGAGUACACCGACGACGCCCAACGUCUUCACGUUCAAGCAGUGCUCGGCGCCCAACACACCCACCGCUCGCGAACCACAUUCCCUGAUCGGCGGUGGCGGACACAUGAGCUCCGGGAGCGGUUCGGCGGUUCCCACCACUCCUAACAAGUAUAAGAAGGGAGACAUAGUGUCGGCGCCCAACGGGAUCCGCAAGAAGUUCAAUGGGAAGCAGUGGCGGAGACUGUGUUCGCGCGACGGCUGCACCAAAGAGUCGCAGAGACGGGGCUUCUGUUCGCGUCACCUGUCGAUGAAAUCGACGCCUCAACAGCACAACACCUCCUCCGCCAUUGCGUACAACCAGUCGUCGGCCAAACUCUCGCCACUGAACCCAACGGUGGGACGAGUGAUGGGUUUGGAGGCGUCGCGCGAAUCCAAUCACAUAAUGAACUCAAUGUCCGGUGAAUCUCAUCGUCCGCUGCAGCCCACAGCCAACCCGUCGAGCGGUCAGUUCGACACCGCAGAGGCGGCCAAUAUGUUGAUGUCUUUGAGCCAUUCGCCCAACGCGUUGACAAACGGGUCGGCCGGUGGACAGCAUAACAGUGUCAUCGUUCAGCACAACACCAGUCAGUCUCACAACGCACUCAACAACCCAUCGCCACAACAAUCGCAUCCAUUGCCACUCAUUUCAUUGCAAUACAGCCAUCACUACGACUCGAAUCAGACGAACCACUCGUCGGCCAACAGGAAUCACAUCAUAACACCGGCCACUCAUCUGCUGCCCAUUUUCCAGCCGCCGACUCAACCGCCGCCCCCUCUCAGACACCCGGGCGAUGGUCUCUCAUCUCAUCGCGCGCUCAACGGUCACCAAAACCAAGUCAUUUUAAUGACUCCCAUCGCGUCGGCAGAAGCGAUGUCGUCGCCGAACCACUCGUCGCAACCGCAGCCAAACAUCUCCUCAGACGGCAAACCCAUACCUUUGUUUCCGUGGCAUUCGUUGGUGCCGUUCCUCUCGACCGCCCCAUCGAUGCCGUCGUCGCGUCUGUCGCCUCCGCUCUCAGCGCCGCCUCAUUUCGCUGACACCGAUAACUCCGAUAACGACGACGUGUUCGAGAUGUCCGCCAAUUCGGUCACAAACGACAAGAUGGGCGUCGAGUCGUCGAAGGAUUUGACGCAAAACGUGUCCACUUAUAACAAGAGGAGGAGUCAGUCGUUGAGUGCUUUGCAACAAAUGAAAAACUCCGGUUCAAAAGAGUAUAAAGAAAGCAAAGGUCUGAAGGGUUCGGCCAAACAGCACAUCCGACGCCCGAUGAAUGCGUUUAUGAUCUUCUCGAAGAGGCACCGGGCGCUCGUCCAUCAACGGCACCCCAACUCCGACAACCGGACAGUGAGUAAGAUAUUAGGCGAGUGGUGGUACUCCUUGGGUCACGAGGAGAAGCAGAAGUACCACGACCUGGCCUUUCAGGUCAAAGAGGCGCACUUCAAGCGACACCCGGACUGGAAGUGGUGCUCACGAGGCGGUGGCGCACAGCAGCCCAAUAUGAUGGCCAACGGAGGGCCGCCGCCCGAAGGCUGCGACAAGAAGAUGGCGCCCAAACCCAGCGCCAAGAAAUCCAAGUCCUGUUCGGAAGAGUCGGACAAAGAGAUUAACGUUUGCGAAGACUUUUCGGCCAUUUCUUCGGACGAAGACGACGACGAGCCCAACGAUAUGGUCAUUGAUCUCAAGUGCAAGGAGUCGGUGGCCGUCGAAGACGAGUCCUCGUCGGUCGACGACCCGACGUCUGUCGACAACCAACAGAAACACUGCGUUCGCUUCAGUUCUCCCAUUUCGAUGUCCAUCGAGUCGUCGCCCAAAAUCACGGAAUCUGUGGCCACUCCUAAACCUAUUAGAUCUCAAUCGUUGAAUAGUCCGCCGAAUUCUGCCAAACCUUUCAGCGGAUUAACCGCUUUUCAGCCCAAAGGGGCCGUAUUUAAAGACGUCGGUCCCCUCUGCGCCGGUCUGCCCGUCACCACAACCUCUUUUGACUCCCUGUCAGCCCAUGCGGACCAACCUCUGGACGCGACGUGCAGUUCUGUGGCGCAGAAGUUGGGUCGCGGGUCACUGCCAUCGCCGCUAAUCAUACCAGUCAUGAGUCAGACAACUGCUGCCAUGUCUUCACUGUCACCACAAACAGCUCUCUUCACGACAUCGCCGUCGCUGACGAUUAGCGCCAAAUCACAGCAAAUGCAGACCAUAUCGUCGGCGCCCUAUAUGACCGGCAAAUACAAGAAUUUGGUGAAAACGCCGCCAUCGCCGCAGACACUCACCUCAGCCGGGGGUCUGUCGGCAGUCGCACAACAAAGAUCUCCCGUUAUUGUCGCACAACAGACCCAGAGGUCGACCAAUGAUUCUCAGACGACCACUGCAUCCGUGCCGUCGACGGCCCCCUCAGAGCCGCUGUUUUAUAAGACGGUUAUGAACUUCAAGAGCGGGAACCUGUCGAUGACAACGCCUCCCACGCCGCUCGUGAUUCCAACCGUCAAAGUAGAGCCGCCGCCCAAUUCGCCCCCCAAUGCGGGCGCCGCCACCGCUGCCGCCGACGAGAACAAGUCGACGAAGGCGUCGACCACUGGCGCCAACGCCAGCGAAGGGAAGUUCGUGUUGGCGCCGACACCCGCACAGCUCGGGAAGGUUCGCAAUAAGAAGGCGUCGAACGGCGAGUCGACGGCCAGCGACGGCGACAAUAGGGACUUAGCGGCGGCCGAGAGGGACGCCAUGGAUCGGGUGCUCGAAGAAGUGAACUUUGAGCGACAGUUCGCUCAGUUGCCUGAAUUCAAGCCAACCCGCACUCCGCUACUGAACAGCGCGACGGCCACACCGACCACUCCUAUACCGUUGUCGCCCAGUCUUACGGCGGCGUUCGUCAGCUCUUACCGGAAACGGCAGCGAAUGAGUCACUCCUCACAACAGUCUGCGGCGACCACUCCGUCGAGCGCUGCGUUGCCUAAGACUCCCGAAACGGCCGCUACGACUUCGCCCGACACCGACACCUCCGGCAACACGUUCUUCGGGCCGACAUUCAAUUUGGGAGAAGCGCUCGCGUCGACCAACUCUGAAGCGGACGUCCCCUCACCGCUCACACCCGCAGGCGGCGAAACCGAGAAGAGUUCGUCUCUACGAAGAACUUUGGAUCAAAGGAGACAACUAGUGAUGCAUUUCUUCAAUGAAAAGGGUCUCUUCCCCUCCGCUCAGGAAACGGCAGAAUUUCAGAUGAAAUACUCGUCAAUAUUUCCGAAUAAGAAUACACUUCAGCUUAAGAUACGAGAAGUACGACAGAAGUUGAUGUCCACGACUCCAACCACUCCUAACUCGGCGCUCAAUGCGGGCGCACAGCAGCAGAUGACGGGCGGCGCCUGUGACCUGUAUUCGGGCCAACACUCGGACGACUCGUCUCACGGCAGACCACAAUCAGACAUCAGUGCAAACAAAUAGAGAGCUAAUCAUCAAAUGAAUCAUUAAUUCAAAAGCAGACACUAAUUAAAUAAAUUCAACAAAUCGUUAAAAAUGAUUAUUUUCGAUGUUUUUGUGUUAAAUAUAUUGAACU
Molecule: messenger RNA, 4224 nt
Organism: Oppiella nova
Lineage: Eukaryota; Metazoa; Arthropoda; Arachnida; Sarcoptiformes; Oppiidae
Source: the annotation of a GenBank genome assembly